Messenger RNA from Pyricularia pennisetigena, 3723 nucleotides. RefSeq lists its product as uncharacterized. The record is from RefSeq and is a predicted model, not a curated record. The transcript has 2 exons. Gene Ontology annotation, biological process: DNA-templated transcription. Gene Ontology annotation, cellular component: RNA polymerase I complex; nucleus. Gene Ontology annotation, molecular function: ribonucleoside binding; DNA-directed RNA polymerase activity; DNA binding. Lineage: Eukaryota; Fungi; Ascomycota; Sordariomycetes; Magnaporthales; Pyriculariaceae. Bases 1 to 3723 code for a protein of 1240 amino acids.
AUGGCUCCCGCCGCCACCAGCACCCAGUGGGAUCACGAAUACAACACCCUUCGCCGUGAAAACCUCUUCCGGAAUCCUCCGACCGAUCAUUCGGCAUACCCCGCUCUGCAGAUUGCUGUCAAUCCUCACAUUGAGUCCUUCAAUGCGCUUUUCAGGGACGAUGGUAAGCCGGGCCUCAUAGACCAUGCCAUCAGGGAUAUCGGGACCAAACACUUCUUGGAUGGCGAUGCCAGCAUGCCAUUGUCGCAAAGGAAUAGGCUUUCAGUACGGAUCAAGGAAGUCAGUUUGCAAAAGUCCUGGGUGCCGACUACCAACAAAUUCGCCAAGACACGAGAGAUAUUUCCCGCAGAGUGUCGAGAGCGUCAUGUAUCAUACAGGGGCAAACUCUCUGCAACGUUCGAGUACCAGAUCAACAAUGGUGAACUGAAGGAGUGUGUCCGUGAUAUCGGCCAGAUGCCCAUCAUGGUCAAGUCAAACAGAUGCCAUCUUGAAGGCAACUCGCCCGCCCUGCUUGUGCAGCGCAAGGAAGAGAGCGAGGAACUUGGCGGCUACUUCAUUGUGAACGGCAAUGAAAAAAUCAUCCGGUUGCUCUUGCUAAACCGACGAAAUUUCCCCUUGGCCAUCAACCGUCCGAGUUUUCAGAACAGAGGCCCGGCUUACACGCCAUACGGUAUCAUAUUGCGGUCUGUCCGCCCCGACGAAACCUCUCAAACCAACGUGCUCCACUAUCUCAACGACGGAAAUGUCACAUUCCGCUUCUCAUGGAGGAAGAACGAGUAUCUGGUCCCCGUUAUGAUGAUUUUGAAGGCGCUAGUGGAGACCAACGACAGUGAAAUCUUUGAGGGGUUGUGCGGCCCGCCCGGGUCUAAGGGGGUGGGAAACUCAUUCCUGACGGAUCGUGUCGAGCUUCUCUUGCGUACAUACAAGUCCUAUGGCCUAUACAGCAAGUCAAAGACCAGGGCUUACCUGGGCGAAAAGUUCAGGGUUGUUCUCGGCGUCCAGGACUCCAUGUCUCACUACGAUGUCGGCACUGAGUUCCUCAAGAAGAUAGUGCUUGUGCACCUAGGCAGUCAUGACGUGACUGAACAACAAGAUGCCGACAAGUUUCGAAUGAUCCUCGUGAUGAUGAGGAAACUAUACGCUCUCGUCGCUGGCGAAUGCGCAGUGGACAACCCGGAUGCGGUCCAAAAUCAGGAGAUUUUGCUAGGGGGUUAUUUGUACGGCAUGAUCCUCAAGGAGCGGUUGGAGGAGUUUGUGGCAGUGUCACUCAGGGCUGCGCUGCGAGACUAUCUCCGGAGAUCACCCGCCAACACGUUCACUUCUGCCGCGUUUGAAAAAGACUUCCCCGCCAACAUCUUCCGAAGAACAAACGAAAACCUUGGAAACAGCCUGGAAUACUUUUUGUCUACUGGCAACCUUCAGAGCCCAUCGGGCCUGGAUCUACAGCAAACAUCCGGGUUUGUGGUAGUUGCGGAGAAGCUGAACUUCUUGCGUUUUAUCAGUCACUUCCGCAUGGUACAUCGUGGUAGCUUCUUUGCCCAACUCAAGACAACAACAGUCCGCAAGCUUCUGCCAGAAUCCUGGGGCUUUUUGUGCCCUGUGCACACGCCUGAUGGUUCCCCUUGCGGGCUUCUGAAUCAUCUGGCGCACAAGUGCAAGAUUAUGACAGACGCAGUAGAUGUCUCCGCCAUCCCGAGGCUCGCCACUGAGCUCGGGGUGGUGGACACUUCAUCGGCGGACACCGAGGAGAGCGUACCUGUGAUGCUCGACGGGAAAAUUCUCGGAUGGUGCUCACCAAAACAAUCUCGUACCAUAGCAGACACACUGCGGUAUUGGAAGGUCGAAGGCUCGCAUGGCGUUCCAGUACACAUGGAGAUCGGUCUGGUGCCUCCAUCAAACGGGGGCUCCUACCCUGGAAUAUAUAUGGCAUCUCAGCCCUCUAGGAUGGUUAGGCCUGUGAAAUAUCUCCCCCUCGACAAGGAAGAUUUUGUAGGCACGCACGAGCAGCCCUACAUGUCCAUCGCUUGUACCGAGCCUGAAAUCGUCUCGGGCGAGUCGACCCACGUCGAGUUCGAUCCCACAAACAUGCUGUCAAUCUUGGCCAACAUGACACCCUUCUCAGACUUCAACCAGUCACCAAGAAACAUGUAUCAAUGUCAAAUGGGUAAACAAACUAUGGGAACUCCGGGAGCAGCCAUCAGUCGUCGAACAGAUAACAAGAUGUACCGCAUCCAAACCGGCCAAACACCAAUUGUCCGAGCCCCGCUUCAUAACGAGUAUGGGUUCGACAACUUCCCUAACGGCAUGAAUGCUGUUGUGGCCGUUAUUUCAUACACGGGGUACGACAUGGACGACGCUAUGAUCAUCAACAAGUCGGCCCACGAGCGAGGAUUCGGACAUGGAACGAUCUACAAGACCAAGAAGAUCACGCUCAAGGAUGACUCGAGAACACGGUCGACGAAGCAUAUCACCAAGAUGUUUGGCUUUGCCCCCAACACAACCGUAAAGGCGCGAGAUCUUGAGAAGCUGGAUCUGGACGGCUUGCCACGCAUUGGUAGCAAGGUUGAGCAAGGUGAUAUCAUCGCCGCCUGGCACACUGUCUCGGCGGAUUACAGUGAUCAGCUGGUCAACCGCGAUGGGCUCACACAUUAUGAGAAGUACAAAGACUCAGAAACGGCCUUUGUCGAGGAGAUUCGCCUUGUCGGUAACGAAAAUGGCACAGAGCCGCUGCAGACGGUGUCGAUCAAGUUCAGGAUACCACGAUCUCCUGUGAUUGGUGACAAGUUCUCGUCACGCCACGGACAAAAAGGUGUGGCGUCCCAGAAGUGGCCCAUGAUUGAUAUGCCUUUCUCGGAGUCGGGAAUGCAGCCAGAUGUCAUCAUCAACCCGCACGCUUUCCCGUCUCGAAUGACGAUCGGUAUGUUUGUCGAGUCGCUUGCGGGAAAGUCUGGAGCUUUGCACGGGCUUGCCCAGGACUCGACCCCUUUCAAGUUUGACGAGCAAAACACGGCUGCCGAGUACUUUGGCCAUCAGCUCAUGAAGGCAGGGUACAAUUAUCACGGUAACGAGCCAAUGUAUUCCGGUAUCACUGGUCAGGAAUUGGCGGCGGACAUAUACAUCGGGGUGGUAUAUUACCAGAGGCUACGACACAUGGUUAACGACAAGUUCCAAGUACGUACGACGGGUCCGGUGGUUCCGACAACCGGUCAACCGAUCAAGGGAAGAAAACGAGGUGGUGGUAUCAGAGUUGGAGAGAUGGAGCGUGACGCCCUCUUGGCCCACGGGACGGCAUUCCUGUUGCAGGAUCGCCUGCUAAACUGCUCAGACUAUACAAGGUCGUGGAUUUGCCGGACCUGUGGCACAUUCCUUUCAGUGCAGCCGACAGUGUCACCAUUUGUCGGUAAACGCAAAGUCAACACGGUCAGGUGCAGGAGUUGUGCGCAGCGUCUGGAUAGUCUUGACGAGGAUGUUGAUCUCACGACGCUCGAAGGUGAGAUAUGGGAGGAUGGACAGGGCAACCAAUGGAUCGGGGGUGACAACACCACCGUCGUGGUUGUUCCGGGAGCGCUCAAGUUCUUGGACGUGGAGCUGGCAGCCAUGGGUGUCAAACUCAAGUACCGCGUUGACCCCAAAGAUGCGCCACGCAAGGGACCUAUCAAGCGGGCAGGCGUGGAUGGUUUCCGUGUUGGAAACUCGAUGGUCGCGCUUCCGCCUGUGCACUAA